This is a messenger RNA of Sorex araneus (European shrew), 2212 nucleotides long. It is a transcript of the gene CCKBR, whose product is annotated as cholecystokinin B receptor. The transcript has 5 exons. The record is from RefSeq and is a predicted model, not a curated record. NCBI's taxonomy places the organism in Eukaryota, Metazoa, Chordata, Mammalia, Eulipotyphla, Soricidae. Gene Ontology annotation, biological process: phospholipase C-activating G protein-coupled receptor signaling pathway. Bases 263 to 1630 code for a protein of 455 amino acids. Gene Ontology annotation, cellular component: plasma membrane. Gene Ontology annotation, molecular function: gastrin receptor activity; cholecystokinin receptor activity.
GAGAUCCAGGGAGGGGAGCCCCGAGAAGCAAGCGGCGAUGAGGUCCUGAGCGGGGCGGUGAGCCACCAGGUGGGACAGCCGCCAGCCGCCCGGGAGGGACGCGGGCCCGGGCGGGGCGCGGCGCGGCGGGCGCAGGGGAGGGGCGGGGAGCAGGCGGGGCGGGAGCCGCAGCCGCCCGCGAGCGCGCGCCGCCGGAGCAGGUGGAGCGGCCGCAGGAGUCCCGGCGGCCGGGCAGAGGGAGGCGGCGCGCCGGGCCCGGGCCAUGGAGCAGCUCAAGCUGAACACCAGCGUGCAGGGGUCGGGACCCGGGCCAGUGGCUCCCCUGUGCCGCCCGGGGGGACCCCUCCUCAACAGCAGCGGCGCUGGCAACCUCAGCUGCGAGUCUCCACGCCUCCGCGGAGCUGGCACACGAGAGCUGGAGCUGGCCGUUCGGAUCACCCUUUAUGCAGUGAUCUUUCUGAUGAGUGUUGGGGGAAAUGUGCUCAUCAUCGUGGUCCUGGGACUGAGCCGCCGGCUGAGGACUGUCACCAACGCCUUCCUGCUCUCACUGGCCGUCAGUGACCUUCUGCUGGCUGUGGCCUGCAUGCCCUUCACACUCCUGCCUAAUCUCAUGGGCACAUUCAUCUUUGGUACCGUUGUCUGCAAGGCGGUUUCCUACCUCAUGGGGGUGUCUGUGAGUGUGUCCACGCUAAAUCUGGUGGCCAUUGCCCUAGAGCGCUACAGCGCCAUUUGCCGGCCACUGCAGGCACGGGUGUGGCAAACGCGCUCCCACGCUGCUCGAGUGAUCGUGGCCACGUGGAUGCUGUCGGCACUGCUGAUGGUGCCGUACCCGGUGUACUCCACUGUGCAGCCAGUCGGGCCCCGGGUGCUGCAGUGUCUGCAUCGCUGGCCCAGCGCGCGGAUUCGCCAGACCUGGUCGGUCCUGCUGCUCCUGCUCUUAUUCUUCAUCCCGGGCGUGCUGAUGGCCGUGGCCUACGGGCUCAUCUCCCGGGAGCUCUACUUAGGGCUUCGCUUUGACAGUGACAGUGACAGAGAGAACCAGAGCCGAGUCCGAAACCAAGGAGGCCUGCCGGGUGGGGUGGGUUCAGGUCCUGCACACGCAAACGGGCGCUGCCGGUCGUCGGAGGCGGGGCUGGGCUGUGAGGACGGCGACGGCUGCUAUGUGCAGCUCCCACGCUCCCGGCCUGCGCUGGAGCUGUCGGCGCUCACCGCGCCCGCGUCUGCAUCAGGAUCGGGCUCCCGGCCCACCCAGGCCAAGCUGUUGGCUAAGAAGCGUGUGGUGCGGAUGUUGCUGGUGAUCGUUGUGCUUUUUUUCCUGUGUUGGUUGCCGGUUUAUAGUGCCAACACGUGGCGCGCCUUCGACGGCCCCAGUGCGCACCGCGCGCUCUCCGGCGCGCCCAUCUCUUUCAUCCACCUGCUCAGCUAUGCUUCGGCCUGUGUCAAUCCCCUGGUCUACUGCUUCAUGCACCGCCGCUUUCGCCAGGCCUGUCUGGACACCUGUGCCCGGUGCUGCCCCCGGCCCCCUCGAGCGCGCCCCAAGCCUCUUCCAGACGAGGACCCUCCCACCCCGUCCAUCGCUUCCCUGUCCAGGCUGAGUUACACCACCAUCAGCACUCUGGGCCCUGGCUAAGGAGGGGGAAAGGGAGUGGGGGGAGUGGGGGGGAGGGGAGAUGGGAGCUGAGACAGGACAGAUUCCAAAUAUAAACCCGUGCAGUCCCACAAAAAUACACAGACCCAAAUUGAAAUGACAUACUGACACCCAAACAACUCCCCUCCCUAUGCAGGGGAAAGUGGCUUAUAUGACAAAGAAAACAAACUAGACCCACACACAGCACAUGAGACACACUCUAGAACUGAACACACCCAGACACAGCGUCCCUAGCUGCAUGCUGUCCCUACAGAGUGGAAACUGUCAGGGAGGCUGCCCAGCACUCUUACUCGUGGCGGUGAUUCUCUUAGGGCUCUUGAAUCCACACUGGGCUGACUCCUGAGAUGCCGUGUCUGUCCCCAGCUUGACCUCACUGGACAGCACCGGCAACCAAGCGACCUAAUCUCACUUCUUCCUCAACAGCAGACUGUUUUGCACUGAAAAAUUUCUUUGGUUUUUUGUUUGUUUGUUUGUUUGUUUUUUCAGUUAAAUACUGUGGUCCAUCCCUGUGCUCCUUCAGUCAACCUUUUCAAGAACUAAUAAAUGAUGUGGGUUCCUCCUAAA